This is a messenger RNA of Sorex fumeus (smoky shrew), 4609 nucleotides long. It is a transcript of the gene IKZF5, whose product is annotated as IKAROS family zinc finger 5. The transcript has 4 exons. Bases 154 to 1413 code for a protein of 419 amino acids. Gene Ontology annotation, molecular function: RNA polymerase II cis-regulatory region sequence-specific DNA binding; DNA-binding transcription factor activity. Gene Ontology annotation, biological process: regulation of transcription by RNA polymerase II. NCBI's taxonomy places the organism in Eukaryota, Metazoa, Chordata, Mammalia, Eulipotyphla, Soricidae. The record is from RefSeq and is a predicted model, not a curated record.
GCGGCGGCGGCGGCGGCGGCGAGGGCGGCGGCGGCGGCGGCCGUGGCGGUGCAGCAGGCGCUGGGCGCUCGUCCGUGCGGCGGUCAGGCGGCUUUGCCCCCCUAGGUAUAACGAACUGUGCGCAUUUGGGAAGAUAAGGGGAAAGAAGCAAAGAUGGGUGAAAAGAAGCCGGAGCCGCUGGACUUCGUGAAGGAUUUCCAGGAGUACCUGACGCAGCAGACGCACCACGUGAACAUGAUUUCCGGGUCGGUCAGCGGGGACAAGGACGCCGAGGCCCUUCAGGGAGCUGGAGCAGAUGGUGAUCAAAAUGGCCUCGAUCACCCAUCUGUUGAAGUGUCCCUGGACGAAAACUCAGGAAUGUUAGUAGACGGGUUUGAACGGACUUUCGAUGGGAAGCUCAAGUGUCGCUACUGCAACUAUGCCAGCAAAGGGACAGCCCGGCUCAUCGAACACAUUCGGAUCCACACAGGAGAGAAGCCUCACAGAUGCCACUUAUGUCCGUUCGCGUCUGCCUACGAGCGUCAUCUGGAAGCCCAUAUGCGUUCCCAUACCGGAGAAAAGCCGUACAAAUGUGAAUUAUGUUCCUUCCGCUGCAGCGACCGGAGUAACCUGUCCCACCAUCGAAGGCGCAAGCAUAAAAUGGUACCCAUCAAAGGUGCUCGGUCUUCUCUGAGCAGCAAGAAGAUGUGGGGGGUCUUGCAGAAGAAGACGAGCAAUCUGGGCUAUAGUCGGCGCGCGCUGAUCAACCUGAGCCCGCCGUCCAUGGUGGUGCAGAAGCCGGACUACCUUAGCGAUUUUACCCACGAGAUCCCCAGUAUCCAAACCGAGCCCUACGAAAGCCUGGCAAAACCUUCAGCCGCCGGUGGUCUCCCCCGAGACCCCCAGGAACUCCUGGUUGACAACCCCUUAAACCAGCUCUCCACGCUCGCGGGCCAGCUGUCCAGCUUGCCGCCUGAGAACCCCGACCCCGCGUCCCCCGGUGUGGUCCCGUGCCCCGAUGAGAAGCCUUUCUUGAUGCAGCAGCCGGCCGCCCAGGCCGUGGUGUCGGCCGUGGCCGCCAGCCUCCCGCAGAGCGCCUCGCCCACGAGCCCCGACCCCCGGCCGGCACACGGCCAGAGGAACUACAGCCCCGUGGCAGGCCCCAGCAGCGAGCCCAGUGCCCACACGAGCACGCCCAGCCUGGGCAACAGCCAGCCGAGCACGCCCGCGCCCCCCCUGGCCCUGCAGGACCCGCAGCUGCUCCACCACUGCCAGCACUGUGACAUGUACUUCGCAGACAAUAUCCUUUACACCAUUCACAUGGGCUGUCACGGGUACGAGAACCCUUUCCAGUGCAACAUAUGUGGAUGCAAGUGCAAGAACAAGUACGAUUUUGCCUGUCAUUUCGCAAGAGGACAGCAUAACCAACACUGAUGGAAUACAAUCACCAUUAUGAUAUUUCAUUUGGUUUUGGUUUUCUUUGUGUUUUGUGGUUUUUUUUUUCCCUUGGGGAAGAGGGAUGGGUGGGGGGCGAUUAUCCCGAAUAAGGUGUCUGCUAAUUUAAAGUAUAUUUAUAGAAUAUAAAUUUGACCUUGGAGGCAAGAUUUUUUUUUCCUGGUUUUUGCUUUAUUUUAUUCAUUUUUAAUCACCAGAUUAAAAAUCUGGUCAGGGUCGUUUAAAAUAAUUUGGAUAGUUGGACACAUUGGUGCCUGCUUUUUCAUUCGGAUGUUUGAGAUUUGGAGUACGGUCAGCAUCUCGGCAGGUGUUUACCUAAACUUGCCAUAUUUGUGGUCCAUAAACUCGAGACUUAACUGUAUUGUGAUGUGUGUAUUGCAGCUAAAUGUUAUUCUUAUUUAAAGUGGUAGAAUAAAUUAUUUUCUCUUACAAAAUCUGUUACAGCUUAUUUCAGUGUUUAGAAGAGGAAUUGCCUUUCAAAUAGCUCUUAAUUAAAAGACUAUUUAACUCACAUAGCUCGAUCAUAGUUGAAUCAGUAACUUCAUUUCGAUUGGUAAUAGUAAAGCUAUUUCCAUGUAAGCAAUUCUUUUUAAAGUUGUAAAAAUAAGAGAAAGUUCUAAAGUAUGAGAUGAAGACUUCGAAUGAAUAGGUGUUUCAAAUUACCUGUCAUUCAGUUUCUCCUUUAAACAACACUCCAAGUUUCCAUUGAAUUCUUGUCAUGACACUCCCAGCUUGUUUUACAAAGCCACCGGUAACACAUCGGAAUGAUAGAAGUAUCAGCGGGUUAGUUGAAAGAUGCCUUUUUCCCCCUUUAAUUUGAACAUUGCCUUUCAGCCCGUCAGUCUGUCGUCAGUGUCAGUUUGGGGUUACUUGUUAUUCCUAUUACUUUGUUGACCAAAGAGUUCGAGUGGAAUCUUCCCUCUCGCUCCUAGGAGACAGAGUCCUCGGAACAGAUUGCCGAGAUUUCCUUUCCCUGCCUUCUCUCCAGUUACUUCUCUCCAUAAUUUCCAAGAAAAGGUGGGUAUAGCAACACGUGGGGAAACGGGACUCUCAAGUGGUCCUUAAGCGAGGACACGCGUCCCAGCAGAUUCUGUUCUCUGUGGCGCGGCUGAAGUCUCUUCUGCGAAUCCAAGUUGUGAUGUUUAAUUGCAGUUUCACGAGUCUUUCCUGUACCAUGACAGAACUCUACGGGGACGGUGAUUGAGUUGUCGCCUUAGUAGGGAAGGAUGCAAAAGUGUGACGGGAGCUGUAGAAUACAUUUAAACGUACUUAAUUUGUUUACCAAAAUAGGACUUGCUAAAUAAAUCUAGAGUCAUUAAUUUUGAAUAGGAGACUAUUGUUUUUAUACUGUGUAAUAACUAGCUUACUCUGCAGACAGCUCGGUCAAAUAAUAAAACAUAUUGUUAUUAACUUGUUUUCUGUGUACUUUGAAAAAUUUUUAUUUUUAACUUGGUGCAGAUCUUCAAAGUAUUACUAAUUGGCUUCUUUAAAUAGGAUAUCCUGGGCGAGAGAAAUAGUUAACAGGGGUUAGGGCACUUAACUUGCAUGCACUGAGCCUGGUUCAAGCCUGGGCACCGCCAGAAGUGAGCACAGAGCCAGGAGUAAGCCCUGAGCACCGCUAGGUGUGGCCCAAACCCCCCUCCUUCCCUCCCUCCCGUCCCCCCUCCCCCGCCAAAAAGAGAAUAAUCCUGUUACCUGCUUACUAACCAAAAAAGAACCCCUUCUCUCAUAAUAAGUCAAGUGAAUGUAGAGAUCGUGUGUGUCCACAAAGACCCCAGUGCUGGGCCAGGGAUCUCUGCCCCUUGCGGGUACCAGAAAGCCAUGCGAGCCCAUGGGACUAUGCUCAGUGCCCGGGAGCAGAGCACUCGCAUCCCCGGGUUGUGGAUUCCAGACUCCAUGAUCCUGCGGCUUAAAUCCCCCUGAGCUCAGCUAAAUCUCAGCACAGCCAUUUCAAAAUGUCUAAUGUGGCCCAAGUAUUUAGUGCAGUGCCAGGAAGGAACAGGUUAAUGUUGUCUGGAAGCUUUAUGGUUAUUAUUUUCUUAACUUCUAUUUUAUUUUUCAAAUAAAAGCAAUACUCUAAAAUAGGAAGUGAACUUGAAUAAUGAGAAUGAGCUUUCUUGUUAAAACCAGUUUAUUAACUAUAUUCUGGGCCAAAUAGUGACAAAUAUAUUUUUUCUGACAGCUAAAUAUAGAUUUUCUGAAGAUGCGUUUUUAUUUAAACAUAGGAGGGAUUUCCUUUUCAUAAUUACAAGAAUGUGUAGUUCUAGUUUUCCUACUUUGAAGAGCACAGUGGGUAUUCCAAAGGUGUCAAUGUUUGAAAGCUACAAUUCUAAAUGCACUAAAACUGUCGAAGCAAAUCUACUUUACGAACGUUCUUAGGAUUGUAAUCUAAAAAAUUGCAUUCAGAAUUUUAUUUAAGUAUCUGCGAGUUCUAUAUUUGGAAAGAUGUUCAUAUCUUCCAUUAAGUAUUGAAAAUGUUUCUUCAUUUUAUUUUUAAUCAAGUAUUUUGUAGAAAUGAGUUGUUGGGGAAAGUUUAACAUGCACUAUUUAUAGUACUUUGCUGUUAACAGGCAAUGUUCUAAAACUAAAUUAUUUUUGUUCAGUGAACAUGAGUUUAGAUUUUUAAAGUUGGUAGAUAAUUUAUCUCCACUAAUAUUUUUUUAAGAAACUGUGAAGAGAUUAACAGGAAAUCAUUUUAUUUCAGAUUUUACUAAUGUACUGUGUGUCGCUAGGGCUUCCUGAAGCUCAAGUAAAAGCUAGACUUUUACUUUGAAAAAAUUUCACUGGAGAUUCUCCAGUGCUGUUUCAUUUCAGAAAUAAGUGUUUGCCAUUCGUAUGUGGAAUUAACAAAAGGAAUAUUACUAAGAUGUGUUGAGAUAAAUCUCACUUUGAGUUAUACGAAAAUAUUUAUCAAAUGGGUCUACUGUAAUUAAAAUUUUCCCUUUCCGGUAGUCUUAGGAGGUAUAUGAUUUCUAGAGCUUGUUUUUGUUAACUGCUUUGAUGUUAAAGAACAUUUUGUAUGCAAAACAUAAAACUUGUGUGUUUGCAUAAACACAGCAUACGUUUAGGGAUUCCAGAAAGCAGUUGGAUGCUGAAAUGACUAGUAUGUAGCUCACGUUGUAAAUGAAGCUUUGCUUUUGUAAUACGUGAAUAAAGAAGUAACACUUUCUAAUGA